UCAUGCUGCUGCCAGGUCCAGAGUGUCCAUCAUGGGUCCCUGUACGGCCUCCCAUUGCUGCUGUCUCCAUCGCCACACUCUGCCAUGUGCCACUUUCAGGUCUCCUCACACUGCUGGUGUGUUCCAUUUUUUGUCAUAGGGUGCUGGCAGAUUACGGGCCUCCCAUUGCUGCUGCCAGGCCCCUAAUCUGCCAUGGGCCCCUGUACCGCCUCCUCAUGCUGCUGCCAGGUCCAGAGUCUCUCAUGGGUCCCUGUACGGCCUCCCAUUGCUGCUGUCUCCAUCGCCACACUCUGCCAUGUGCCACUUUCAGGUCUCCUCACACACUGCUGGUGUGUUCCAUUUUUUGU
Staurois parvus is the source of this 347-nucleotide messenger RNA. The record is from the annotation of a GenBank genome assembly. Lineage: Eukaryota; Metazoa; Chordata; Amphibia; Anura; Ranidae.